AUGACUAUCGAAGUCUCGCUCCAUUCGCCGUUGGCCGAAGCCAUCAACGCCGCCAUCCAGCCCAAGCUCCUCGAGGUCGGCUGGGGUACGGGAGGUCAAGACGAUGCCGCGCUCGCCGAAUACAUCGUCCUCAUGCUCGUCAAUGGCAAGACACAAGACGAAAUCGCCUCCGACAUCUCGGGCGAGAUCCUCGGCCUCCCCAACGACCCCGUCGCCAAAGAGUUCUCGGCUUGGUUAUUUGGUGAAAUAGAAUCGCUCAAUUCACAGAUUAAUGGCGCGCGUCAAUCUGCGCCCGUUAGCGAUGCUAUGCAGAUAUCAGGUCCCGAUGGCGAUGUUUCUCAAGCUACCGCAGGAGUAAUAAGCGCACCCACCGGUCCGCGUUCUAUGCGAAACGGAAACAACCCAAGAGGUGGUCGCGACAAGCGAAUGUUUGGACAAAUGAAUAAGGCUAUGGACCGAUCUCAUGACUCCAUCCUCCACCGAGUCCGGACACAGACCGGCAACGAGCGCAUCUCUCGUGGACCCCCCACCGGCCCUCGCGGCGGAAUGAAUAGGCAACAACAGCAGCGACAUCAAAACGGCCGCGCGGCGAAUGUCCAGGCCGGAAUGUAUGCCGCUCUCGCCUCGGGUCACGGCAUGGGCGGUGGUCAGAUGCCCGGUAUGCCCGGCCCCAACGGCAUGCCCUGGGGAAUGGUAUCGGAACAGCCAUCUUCAGCGGAGCUCAUGAACCUCCUACAACAGCAGUCGCAAAUGAUGCAACAGAUUUCGCAGCAGAUGAUGACGCAAGGAUUCCAGAAUCCUCGUCACGGAAGGCAACAACAGCACCGUGGAGACAGGGGCAACUUCCGCCGAGGCGGUGGUCACAUUCAGCAGCAGGGUCAUCGCGCCGCCGCCGCUGCGAGCCAAACCGAAAGGGAAUCUACGGCAGGGGAAAGCGGCGACAAGGAUGUCGACAUGGGUGGAUCCAAGGCAGAGCCCACGAAUCCCCAAGAAAAGGUGUGCUCGUACAACCUGAAAUGUCUCAACAAAGAUUGCAAGUUCGCGCACCAGUCCCCCGCCGCGCCUCCCGGUAUCACGAUCGACCUCGAAGACGUCUGCACCUUCGGAGCAGCCUGCAAAAACUGGAAGUGUGUCGGUCGCCACCCCUCCCCCGCCGCGCGGUUGGCACACCAGGGCGAGCAGGAUUGCAAGUUCUACCCCAACUGCCAGAACCCCCGCUGUCCCUUUAGGCACCCCGCCAUGCCCCUCUGCCGCAACGGCGCGGACUGCACGACGCCCGGGUGCAAGUUUACGCACAUCAAGACGAAGUGCAAGUACACGCCUUGCCUUAACCCCACCUGCCCGUUCGUUCACGAAGAGGGUCAACAGGGUGGCUUCAAGGAUAAGGUCUGGACGGCCGAAUCAUCGGCGGAGCACGUCAGCGAGCGCAAGUUUGUUGAUGAGAACUCGUUGGUGGAGAUGGUCCUGGCCGAGGAGGGGGCGCGCAAUGGUGAUGAGGAGAAUGCUGAUGGUAUACAAUAA
Messenger RNA from Scedosporium apiospermum, 1521 nucleotides. RefSeq lists its product as uncharacterized. Gene Ontology annotation, cellular component: nucleus; cytoplasm. Bases 1 to 1521 code for a protein of 506 amino acids. The record is from RefSeq and is a predicted model, not a curated record. NCBI's taxonomy places the organism in Eukaryota, Fungi, Ascomycota, Sordariomycetes, Microascales, Microascaceae. Gene Ontology annotation, molecular function: poly(A) binding. Gene Ontology annotation, biological process: regulation of mRNA stability. The transcript is spliced from 2 exons.